This is a messenger RNA of Lymnaea stagnalis (great pond snail), 318 nucleotides long. NCBI's taxonomy places the organism in Eukaryota, Metazoa, Mollusca, Gastropoda, Lymnaeidae. The record is from the annotation of a GenBank genome assembly.
AUGAAAAACGAUUAUCGGGUCGAGCGUUGGAACGAAAAAUUUUCGCCUGAUUCGGCAAAACUGAAACAAAUUAUGCAGGCGGAAGGUUUUUCGGUAUUUGAAUGGACGGACAGUGCAAAUACCAUUUACGGAAAUCACGAACAUUUUGAAGAACAGUCACAUUGGAUAAUUUCGGGCGAACUGGAAAUGACGGUCGAAAACAUCGGAACUUUCGUUUUAAAAUCCGGCGACCGCGAUUUUAUGCCUGCAAAUACGGUUCAUUCGGCGCGUGUUUUGGGCGGAAAUCCGGUAACUUAUUUGAUCGGCGCAAAGCGUUAA